AGUGCGCUGUGUAGAACGUAUAUCUAAGCAAACUGGAUACAUUAGGGUUCAAAUAUUUCCACCAACGGAAAAUGGGCACAGCGGGCGAUCGCCUGUUGGAUAUUCCCUGCAAAGUGUGUGGCGAUCGUAGCUCCGGAAAGCACUAUGGAAUCUACAGCUGCGAUGGCUGCUCGGGCUUUUUCAAGCGGAGCAUCCAUCGAAAUCGGAUUUACACCUGUAAGGCCACCGGCGAUCUCAAGGGUCGGUGUCCUGUGGACAAGACCCAUCGUAACCAAUGUCGCGCGUGUCGCCUGGCCAAGUGUUUUCAAUCGGCCAUGAACAAGGAUGCUGUGCAGCACGAGCGCGGUCCGAGGAAACCGAAGCUGCAUCCGCAACUGCACCACCACCACCACCAUGCCGCAGCCGCCGCCGCUGCAGCCCACCAUGCAGCGGCCGCCCACCACCACCACCAUCAUCACCACCAUGCCCACGCCCACGCAGCGGCGGCCCAUCAUGCGGCGGCUGCAGCAGCGGCUGCUGCGGGUCUGCACCACCACCACCACGGUGGCCACCUGCCCGUCUCCCUGGUCACCAAUGUCUCGGCCUCGUUCAACUACACGCAGCACAUCUCCACGCAUCCGCCCGCUGGUGCGGCACCACCCAGUGGCUUCCAGGGCCCCGCUCCACCAGCUGGCCACUUGCACCACGCAGCGGGAGGACAUCAGCAUGCCACGGCCUUCCACCAUCCGGUGGGUCAUCCGGGUUUGCCGGCUCCACAUGGCGGGGUGGUCAACGCACCGAGCGGUAACUCCAGCAGCGGCGGUGCUGGACCCUCGCUGACCUUCCCGCCGCACCUGCUGCACCACAACCUGAUCGCCGAGGCGGCCAGCAAGCUGCCGGGGAUCACGGCCACCGCCGUGGCGGCCGUCGUCUCCUCCACCACCACGCCCUACGCUCCUCCGACGGCCCAGGCCUCUUCGCCCAGCAGCAACCACAACCACAACUACUCCUCCCCGUCGCCCAGCAACUCCAUUCAGUCCAUCUCGAGCAUUGGAUCGCGCAGCGUGGGAGGAGGGGAGGAGGGUCUGAGCCUGGGCAGCGAGAGUCCGCGGGUGAAUGUGGAAACGGAGACACCGUCGCCCUCCGCCUCACCGCCCCUCAGUGCCGGCAGCAUUUCGCCGGCUCCCACGCUGACCACCUCCUCGGGAUCCCCGCAGCCAAGGCAGACUUCCCUGCACAGCCUUAGUGAGGCCACCACGCCACCCAGUCACGCCUCCCUGAUGAUCCGCAACAAUAAUAAUAAUAACAACAAUAAUAAUGGGGAGCACAAGCAGGCUAGCUACACAUCCGGAUCUCCGACGCCCACCACGCCCACGCCCCCACCGCCCCAGAGAUCAGGUGGUGGCGCCUCAUGCCCCACGGCGACGAGCUCCAAUGGCUUCCUGGAGCUGCUGCUCAGUCCGGACAAGUGCCAGGAGCUCAUCCAGUACCAGGUGCAGCACAACACGCUGCUCUUCCCCCAGCAGCUGCUGGACUCGCGGCUGCUCUCCUGGGAGAUGCUGCAGGAGACGACGGCGCGACUGCUCUUCAUGGCGGUGCGCUGGGUCAAGUGCCUCAUGCCCUUCCAGACCCUGUCCAAGAACGACCAGCACCUGCUGCUCCAGGAAUCCUGGAAGGAGCUCUUCCUGCUCAACCUGGCGCAGUGGACUAUUCCCCUGGACCUCACGCCCAUCCUGGAGUCGCCACUGAUCCGGGAGCGAGUGCUGCAGGACGAGGCCACGCAGACGGAGAUGAAGACGAUCCAGGAGAUCCUGUGCCGCUUCCGGCAGAUCACUCCCGACGGCAGCGAGGUGGGCUGCAUGAAGGCCAUCGCCCUGUUCGCCCCGGAGACAGCGGGUUUGUGCGACGUCCAGCCGGUGGAGAUGCUGCAGGACCAGGCGCAGUGCAUCCUCUCGGACCACGUGCGUCUGCGCUACCCACGCCAGGCGACCCGCUUCGGGAGGCUUCUGCUCCUCCUCCCCUCGCUCCGGACCAUCCGAGCGGCCACCAUCGAGGCGCUCUUCUUCAAGGAGACCAUCGGAAAUGUGCCCAUUGCGCGGCUCCUGCGCGACAUGUACACCAUGGAGCCGGCCCAGGUGGACAAGUGAAUGGGUGGCCACACGAAAUGUAAUCAAAUCGAUUUCGUAGGAUCUAAACA
Drosophila takahashii is the source of this 2176-nucleotide messenger RNA. It is a transcript of the gene dsf, whose product is annotated as nuclear receptor dissatisfaction. Gene Ontology annotation, molecular function: zinc ion binding; RNA polymerase II cis-regulatory region sequence-specific DNA binding; nuclear receptor activity. NCBI's taxonomy places the organism in Eukaryota, Metazoa, Arthropoda, Insecta, Diptera, Drosophilidae. The record is from RefSeq and is a predicted model, not a curated record. Gene Ontology annotation, biological process: anatomical structure development; regulation of transcription by RNA polymerase II; cell differentiation.